Messenger RNA from Peromyscus maniculatus bairdii (prairie deer mouse), 3304 nucleotides. It is a transcript of the gene Atosb, whose product is annotated as atos homolog B. The record is from RefSeq and is a predicted model, not a curated record. NCBI's taxonomy places the organism in Eukaryota, Metazoa, Chordata, Mammalia, Rodentia, Cricetidae.
GGCCCCAUCAGCUGGUAGGAAAUGGCCUGUGAGUCAGAGGGGCAGCGGAGUCUGCGGCGCGGAGCCGGGGCGGCCCCGGGGAGGGACCGUCGCGGGGAGGGGUGCAACAGCGGCUAGAGGGGCUUCGGACGCCAGGGCCCGCUAGUGUUGCACACGAAGCUGAUCAAAGAAGAGCCAAGCAAAAGCAAAGCUCUCAGCCUAAGCCACCCUUUGUCUGGGUUGGGGGCCCGUAGCAGGGGGGACUGGUUAUCCGAGGGGAGGGACCGAGACGGGACGGGACGGGACGGAAGGGCCCGGAGCAGCGGCCACCGCAGCGGAGCCAAUUUGGGAGCGGGGGUCCAGCUGAGCCCGGGAGCUGCACGGAAUGGUGGCAGUCACCUUGCCAGUGCAGUGGGCAUGGACCAGACUGAAAGCUAGAGGAACCAGACAUCAGACAGGAAGAGGGGACACACACCUGGGCUUGAGGCUUCUUCAUCGGGAUGUCCCCAGGCCCCCCAGCCCAGGCCCAGCAUAAAGGCCGUGUGGGGGGGCCCCCCUGACCCAAGGGGGGCUUCAUGCGCCACGUGCAGGCGGAGCCGUCUCCAUCCUCAGAGCCAGAGGCUGGCCCUUCACAGCCUCCAGUCAGACAGGGGACCCUCCAGGGUGGCCUGCUCAUGGGCUACAGCCCAGCAGGGGGGGCGACAUCCCCCGGGGUCUACCAGGUAUCCAUCUUUUCCCCUCCAGCUGGUGCCUCUGAGCCUCCUAGGGCUCUGAAGCGGCCGGCCCCUCCCACUGAGGGUCCCCGGGAGCUGAAGAGAGGCCCUGGGCUGGGGGCCAGAGAGGGACUACCCCCUGAAGAACCAUCUACUGUGGGACUGUUGGGCCCAGAGGAACUGGGUCUGGGACUGGGUGUGGCCAGCCAGCAUUUCUCCCAUCAUGGCCUCUGUGUUGUGGAACAGGGAGGUAGUGCCACCUCGCCUUGGACUUCAGGGACCGGGAGUACCCCUUGGCCCUCAUCAAAUGCUUCCUGCAAUACUUUGCACACCAGAGACUGGGUUUUCCCAGAUCAAGGGGGACAGGGGUACCUGGGGGAGUCUCCAGGGCCAGCCCCUUCAGGCCAGCUGCACACACUUGACACUGAUUUGCACAAUCUUGCACAAAUAGGGAGUAAGAGCCCCAUGGCUAGGGUGGGCAACGGGAACAGCCCCUGGCCUAGGGAGUCCCCUGGAACUGCCAAUGGGCACAGUCCCGAGCACACCCCCCCUGGCCCUGGCCCUCCAGGCCCCUGCCCCACCAAGCGAAGGCUGCUGCCUGCUGGAGAAACCCUGGAUGUCCGCUCUGAGGAAGAGGGGCCAGCCCCUCGGAGGCGCCGGGGAACCCUGGGCUGCCCUCUUGCUGCCAAUAGUUCUGAUGCCAAAGCCACACCCUUCUGGAGCCACCUGCUGCCCGGGCCCAAGGAGCCUGUUUUGGACCCAACAGACUGCAGUCCCAUGGGGCGGAGGCUGAAAGGUGCCCGUCGCCUGAAGCUAAGCUCCCUCCGAAGCCUCCGGAAGGGGCCAGGCCUGCUGAGCCCUCCCAGUGCCUCCCUCUCCCCCACCCCCGCUGUCAGCCGUACCCUGCUGGGCAACUUCGAGGAAUCAUUGCUUCGAGGACGCUUUGCACCAUCUGGCCACAUUGAGGGCUUUACUGCGGAGAUUGGAGCCAGUGGGUCUUACUGUCCCCAGCAUGUCACGCUGCCUGUCACUGUCACCUUUUUUGAUGUUUCUGAGCAAAAUGCCCCGGCUCCCUUCUUGGGUGUCGUGGACCUGAAUCCUCUGGGGAGGAAGGGUUACAGUGUGCCCAAGGUGGGCACCAUCCAAGUGACCUUAUUUAACCCCAACCAGACCGUGGUGAAGAUGUUCCUUGUGACCUUUGACUUCUCGGACAUGCCUGCUGCCCACAUGACCUUCCUGCGCCAUCGCCUCUUUUUGGUGCCUGUGGGUGAGGAGGGGAAUGCGAGCCCCGCCCACCGCCUCCUCUGCUACCUGCUGCACCUCAGGUUCCGGAGUUCCCGCUCAGGCCGCUUAAGCCUGCAUGGAGAUAUCCGCCUGCUUUUUUCCCGCCGGAGCCUGGAGCUGGACACGGGGCUCCCCUAUGAACUGCAGGCUGUGACUGAGGCCCCCCACAAUCCACGUUAUUCACCUUUGCCCUAAUUGCCAUCGUCCUGAAGCGAGGUGGGCCCAAAGCCUGCCUAUCCAGCUCCAUCCUGGACAGGGUAAACCGUGGAGAAAUGGCGAGAGCGCCUUCAGGCUUGAAUUAAAGCCCUCACCACCACCACCACCACGCUCACACCCACAUUGAUUAUUUGGGUGUUUAAAGCUUCUGAUCCUUCCACACCCUGUCUACUCUGGGUACUCCAUGUGCCUGUCCCCUCCCUUGGGUUUCCCAGGCCAGCUUAGGUAAUAGGGAGGAACCAGAGCUACCCUGAGAUUGUCCCAAGUUCCUAGGCAAGUAAUGCCAGUGUUGCCUCCCUGUCCUGGGCAGGGGCCACUUAUUAUUUUAUUUAUUUUUAAUUUAUAAUUUAUUCAAAUUGGAUUGCCUUGGUGACCUCCCAGACCUGAUAAUUGGCAUCACCCCACUCUGACAUUGCUCCAACCUCAGGACUUGAAGAAGCUGAUGUCGGGGCAAGGGAAGAACUGCUCUCCCUUGGCUAAGGGCAGAGGGUUUAUUCCAGAGGACCUGAGUCACUAGCCAAAGACUCAGCUUCCCUUGUUCUUCUCUAUUCCCUUUCCCUUCCCUACCCUUCAAUCCAUCUUUGAAAGCUAAUGUGUGUGUGUGUGUGUGUGUGUGUGUGUGUGUGUGUGUGUGCACAAGCGUGCACAUGCAAGUAUGCACACAAACGUGGGUUUGUGUGGGGUGCGUGUGUGAGAGAAUGUGCAUGUAUGUGUAACACAGGGGUUUAACCACCCCUGACCUAGGGCUUCGGACUCAGUUGCCCCUCUCUUCUACCUGUGUUUCCUUGCUUUGGGGUCCUGACUGAGGAAGGUGUCCAGGGACAGAGUCAGGCCUCAGGACUGGGGGACCUCCUCUCUCCUGACCGGACUCUGACCCACCUACCUCAGCUGGGAGGAGGGGGUGUCCCUCGUAUUCAGUCAUGUGGUUCCCAGUUACCCCAUUCCCCACUCAAGACUCUGACCCAGCCUCAACUCUUAACUCGUGGGGCUUGGCUGAGGGGAACAAGCAUUUGUUGAAACUUGAAAACAAAACAAAACAAAAACAGGAAAAAUUGUACCUGGUACAUUUUUUUUUUAGAAAAAAAAAAUAAAUUCUUGUUUGGAAACUUGAA